Symbiodinium sp. CCMP2592 is the source of this 2937-nucleotide messenger RNA. The record is from the annotation of a GenBank genome assembly. Lineage: Eukaryota; Dinophyceae; Suessiales; Symbiodiniaceae.
AUGCCAAGGCUCGCGAACGUCACACUUGACAAGCUCGAUGACAGUGUCAAAAACUGGUUGAACGAUCAGAACACCCAGACGCUGAACGGAGCCCUGGCCUUUGUGCCCUUCAUCCUACAGCAGGCAAGGCCUCGGAAGCGGGACCUCCGGAAGAGAAGGGCCUUCUUUGAAGGGAACCUCGACGAGAAGCAGAUUGUGAUCCACAAGGGGUCUGGAGGUGUCGUUUUUUCUGAUGCCAGUGGCUUCACAGCCCUCACUGAGAAGUUAGCGAAGAAGAGCAACGGUGCCGAGUUGCUAUCUCAGUGCCUGACAGCCUUCUUUACACCGCUGAUAGACCUUAUCAAUGCGUACCGUGGAGACACCAUCAAGUUCAGUGGAGAUGCACUGACGAUAUACUUUCCCUCCGUCGACGACACCAAGACUUCCAGCUUUAAUGGCAUCGUGCCGCCGCACGGAAGCUUUGGCCUCGCUGAUCUCGGCCCCAUGGCAACGGCCGUCCUCCGAGCGUCUGCUUGCUGCAUUGAGAUCCACAAGAGGCUGCACAUGUUCGAGACAGGUGUUGAUGAUGUGCGGCUGUGCCUGCACAUCGGCGUGGGCUGUGGUGAGAUUAGCAUCCUGCAGGUGGGUGGCAUCGUUCCGCCGGAGACUCACAUCCCGAGGAUAGAGUAUCUCAUCUCCGGAGCCCCGCUCGAGCAGAUCUCCAUCGCAGAGCCCCUCGCCAAGAACGGCGAGACGUGUCUGAGCCCACAGGCCUGGGAGCUGGUGAAAGACUGCGUCAUCGAAGGCCGCCCGCUGGAGGACCGCAUGGACUUCCACCUGCUGCUCCGGAUGGAUGAGUCGAAGUACACCUUCCCGACCAUCAAAUAUGCCACUCAACUCUACGACACGCGCAUCGAGAACUGCUUCAAGCUUGACCAGCUGAACAUCACGAGGCGGUACAUCCCGUCUGCCGUCUUCAAGCAGAUCGAGUGCGGCACCCUGCAGUACGUCAACGAGAUGCGCAACAUCUCCGUUAUCUUCAUCAAUGGUUCUGGCUUAGACGUCAUGUCGUCGAACGGCCCUAGCCAGGCGCAGGAGCUGAUGUCAUCCGUGCAGAAGGUAUGCUACGCGCACGAGGGAACCCUGAACAAGUUCUUAAUUGAUGACAAAGGCAUGCUCUUCCUCCUGGUCUUCGGCUUGCCGCCCCUGGUGCACCCAGAUGACCCUGCAAGGGCCGUGCUCGCCAGCAUGGAGCUGGUCCAGGUCUUCAAGAGAUUGGAGCUCGUGGGGCGGUUCGGGGUCACAACUGGCCGAAGUUACUGUGGAGUCUGUGGAAGCGCCAAGCGCAUGGAGUACACAGUUCUUGGCGACUGCGUGAACUUAUCAGCACGGUUGAUGGCCAAUGCUCCGCCUUUGGGAGUUCUGACGGAUGAAGAGACCAGCAGACACUCGACAGGUGAGAUUGACUUCAAGCCCCUGGCACCCAUCAAGGUGAAAGGAAAGACGAAUCCGAUCUCCAUCUUUCAGCCGACUCUGCGGGAGGCAGGGAAGAUCCAUCCGUGGAAGACUGCCUUGCACGCACCGGACCAAGUUGUCGGGGCCUCCACGCCCACCCCUCGCAUGAAGGCUCCGGCAAACAGCCCCUUCGCCGAGGGAGGUUUGGUCGUCAUCGAAGGUGCAAACGGUUUGGGGAAAAUCGAGCUGGCAGAGCACAUCGCCACUCAUUGCGCAUUGCAGUUUCAGACGCUGCCCGUCUUCGGCUCGAUGGGCCCCAGGCCGGGGGAGUCGACCCGCAUGGCCGUGGAGCUGAUUCGGAGUUUGGUGGGGGUCUAUCGCACAUCAAACUCGGCCACCCCGGCCGACGAUGCGCAGGCUCUCGAGAAGCUGAUGCCGGCACAGUAUGCCAGCAGCAUCGACCAGCUGAAGCGGCUGUUGGCCCACGAGACGCUGGAAGAUACGGCCGCCACGCUCGAGGUCGCCCUGAAGGUGAUCAUCUCCCUUCUUGCUGGACUCAAGAACAAGUCAGGAAUUCUGGUGGUUCUGCAGUUCGAGCAGGGGACGAGCCUCUUCGAGAAAACUGCCAAGGAUGACUUGGCGAUCUUCUGGAGAUUUACCUCCGAACUCAGCAUCCUCAUUGCGAAGGAGAGGUCGAUCAGCGGCCUGGUGCUUGUACGAGAGGCACGGUACGACCAGCAGUGUGUCAAAGACGCCGCUGCAGCCGGGACCUUGCUGACUCUCAAGGGCCUCAAUGAAGAGCAUAUCCUUGAGUACAUGGCCAACUACCUGGGCAUCCCAGAGGAAGCCGUGCCACCGCCGCUGAGACGUUUCGUUUCACAGGUAACCAUGGGCAACCCGCUCUACAUCCGUGAAACCUUGGACCAGCUCAGCGAGGAAAACGUCCUCAAGGUGAAGCCUGGUACGUCAGCGACCUUGAUCGGGGCGCUCGAAAAAAUAGACAUCUCUGCCUGGAACCACACUGCCAUGGUGGGAGGAACUGUCUGUAACAUCGAGUCCCUGGACCCAAUCGAGAUGGCGGCCUUGAAGAUGUCCACUUGCUUCGAAGGGCCGUUCACGCUUCCAGAUCUGGCAGCAAGCAACUGCUCGCAAUGGGGUGGGUCGACGCACUUUGACUUGUUGCGCCUCUUCAGAGCAACCAGAAAAUUGGUGUCCAGAGGCUUCAUAGACAAGGUGCCUCCCCCGAGGGAGAGCCCUCGGAGUGCCGGCAGCGACAAUAACUUCGGGGACACCGAGUACUUCUUCAUGCAAAGUGCCCUGAUCCGAACGGUUGGCGCCUCCAUGGUGCUCGAGGCGCAGAGAAAGUCAGUGAAGCGAAAUGCUUUGAUCGACAGAGUCCUAAAGCAGGAUCUGCCGGAGCGAAUGACGGAGCUGGCUGCCAAGAAGUCGGUGCAGCACAUCCCUUGGUACUACGAGCGAGCACUCAGACGAAUGUUGCCCUAG